AUGGAUUACCUCUCGCAGCCCGGGUUCCUCAGCGUCAUCGCCGGCGUCGCCUGCGGGGUCUGCCUGGGCUGGGGCAUCCGCGGGAGGCUCCUGAGGCCGCCCAGAACGCCUGCGAGCAGCGCGGGGAGCGAAGCUGACGUCAUGGGGGAGUCGGGGGAGUUCAAGAUGGUGCUGGUUGUCCGCAACGAUCUGAAGAUGGGCAAGGGCAAAGUGGCAGCGCAGUGUUCGCACGCGGCUGUUUCCGCCUACCGGCAGGUGCAAAGAAGAAACCCCGAACUCCUGAAGCAGUGGGAGUACUGCGGGCAGCCGAAAGUGGUCCUCAAAGCGCCGGAUGAGGAGACUCUGAUCCAGCUCCUGGCGGACGCCAAGCACCUCGGACUCACCGUGAGCUUAAUACAGGAUGCGGGGCGUACGCAGAUCGCUCCGGGCUCCCAGACCGUCCUCGGUAUUGGCCCGGGACCAGCUGACGUGGUAGAUAAAGUUUCUGGUCACCUAAAACUCUUCUAA
Opisthocomus hoazin is the source of this 507-nucleotide messenger RNA. The record is from RefSeq and is a predicted model, not a curated record. Lineage: Eukaryota; Metazoa; Chordata; Aves; Opisthocomiformes; Opisthocomidae.